CCUUUUAACCCAGUUAAGCAGAUUUUUGCGGUACAGAGUGGCCAUGGAACUGGUGGCUCUUCCGAUCAACCACCGUACGGCUCCGCCGAGUUUUCCACCACACAAAAUCUGGAAUCCAGUAUCUAACCGUAUCGUACUUGCUAUACGGUUCAACAAUGUUAGAAUGAGAAAGCCUGUGUAUCUAGGAACGUUCUUAUCGGAGAAACCAAUAGCAAGAACACUAACGACGGCGGAAGCAGUUUCCGGCGGAGGAGUUUCGCUUCCGCCACUGGAUUUGACGGAGGAUAAUAUCCAUUUGGUACUAUCCGAAGCUCGCAUCGAGCUAGCGCAACUGUUCGACUCGUCGGUUGGGAUAACAGGACAAGUAGAGUUAGUGGAACUAGACGGACCAUUCGUUACGAUAAGCUUAAGAGGCAAGUUUUGGCACACGCGUGCAAUGGUUCUAGCUCGAAUUGGUAACUACAUGAAACAGAGGAUCCCUGAGAUUUUGGAGGUUGAGAUUGAAGAUGAGAAGCAACUCGAUGACAGUCCUGCCAAUUUCUAAACCCUUUUUCUUUUUUAUUUUUCUUUUUUCUUUGUAUAAUGUUUGACUUGAUGAUGCUUAUGAGUUGUAAAAACUUGAAAGUAACUCUGUGUGACUAAAAAAAAUAAAUCUAAUAAUGGAUUUAUAGAA
Capsella rubella is the source of this 673-nucleotide messenger RNA. RefSeq lists its product as uncharacterized. Lineage: Eukaryota; Viridiplantae; Streptophyta; Magnoliopsida; Brassicales; Brassicaceae. The record is from RefSeq and is a predicted model, not a curated record. Bases 44 to 544 code for a protein of 166 amino acids. The transcript is spliced from 2 exons.